CUACAAAUACUUCAAUGAGUUGGCACGUCAGGCGCACACCUCGAAGAUUUCAUUGCGCCACACGGCACUGGAAGGACUUUGUCCGCCGCGUGAUCCGCCCACAUGUAUGCCUGCAUCGGCGCGUUACCGCACACACGAUGGCACCUGCAACAGCCGGAGGCGUCCGCGUUGGGGUGCCUCGCAAAUGCCGUUCAAUCGCUUUCUGCCGCCGGAGUAUGGCGACGGUGUCGACUCGAUACGCAUGUCCAUUGAGGGCGGACCGUUAUCAUCAUCGCGCUUCGUCAGUCUGUUGGUGCAUGGUGCGCGCGAUGGUGAAGCAGCGGUGACACUGAUGACCGCGCAAUGGGGACAACUGCUUGAUCACGAUAUGACCUCCACGGCGCAACCGCGCUCAAUCAACGGUUCGGUGCCAAGUUGCUGCGGCAACACUGAUUUCCACCCAUCCUGCUUUCCUAUUAAAGUGCCGCUAGACGAUCCAUGGUUAGCGCCACUUAAAGUGCGCUGUUUGGAGUUUCUGCGUUCGGCGCCUGCGCAGCGUCGCGACUGCAUACUCUCUUGGCGCGAGCAAACUAAUCAGGCCACCUCUUAUAUAGACGCAUCACCAAUAUAUUCGAACAGCGCCAAGUCUUCCGACAAUGCACGUGUUUUUCGCAACGGUUUGCUUGUCUAUGGGCGCGGCAAUCCUGCUGAGGAUGUGUGUCAACGCGGUGCAAUAGCUACGCAGUGUAUACGCGCAGGUGAUGGACGCAGCGGUGAGCAGCCUGGUCUAUUGGCUUUACAUCACGUUUGGGUGGGUGAGCAUAAUCGCAUAGCGUUGCAGUUGAGCGAAAUGAAUUUGCACUGGAGCGAUGAGAAGAUCUAUCAGGAGGCGCGACGCAUUGUGGGCGCCAUGUUUCAACACAUCACAUACAGGGAGUUUUUGCCUAUUGUGUUGGGUGGUGAGGUGUGUAGACUCUUUGAUUUAGAAUUGUUGAGCAGUGGCUAUUAUCAGGGUUAUGAUCCGAAGACGAAUCCAACGGUCGCUAAUUCUUUUGCUGCCGCCGCUUUUCGUUUCGGUCAUUCGCUGGUGCAGAAUUCUUAUAUGCGCUGCGAUCGUUUUCACAAUUUCAUGCGAAAUAAUGUCAGUCUACACGAGGAGUUCCAACGUGGUGAUAUUGGCUCGCCCGGUUCAUUGCAUCGCCUCAUACGUGGCUUGGUGAAUCAGCGUGCGCUGAAACGUGAUGAAUUCAUAACACCCGAGCUGACCAAUCAUCUCUUUCAAACACCAGGCUUUCCAUUCGGUUUGGAUUUGGCUGCCAUCAACAUACAGCGCGGUCGUGAUCAUGGUGUGCCACCCUACACGUCAUGGCGUAUACCUUGCGGCCUUACGCCCAUAAAUAGUUGGGAGGACUUUGCUAAUGUGGUCGGCCCACAAUCGGCGCAACGCAUUAGUCACGCCUAUCGCAGCGUACAUGAUAUUGACCUCUUUGUUGGCGGUAUUGCCGAACGACCUGUCGUAAGCGGACUCGUCGGUCCCACAUUUGCCUGUAUCAUCGCACAGCAGUUCAGUAAUUCGCGCAAAGGUGAUCGUUUCUGGUACGAGAAUGGUGAUUUCGAAAACUCUUUCACGCCCGCACAGUUGCAAUCCAUAAGACGUGUCUCACUUGCGCAAGUGCUCUGUCGUGCUGUUGGCGGUGGUACAAUGCAGCCACAUGCUUUGUUACCGCCGGAAAUUGAGGGUAAUAAACGCCAAAUUUGUGGUACCGGCACAUUGUCGCCGCUCGACUUGAGUCCAUGGAUCGAACAGGAUCCUUUUGCAACUAGUACGACAACACAAGCACAGGAACCGGAUCGCGUAUUUGAGAUUAUAAACACAGAUAAAAUUAGGGACGACAUACCGACUGGCUCCGUACAAGUAGUGAAAGAGAAUAAGGCAGGCUUUCCAAAUCGUGAACGACCCGUGGUCAAUAAGAACUCGGCAAAUGGGUUUGUGACUCAAAUUAAGGUGCCGGGUGAGAUAAUUCGUAUUAGCGACAAAUUAGACAUACGACAAAAAGGGACAUCUGCUAAACGACCAAUUGCGACUGCGAAACCAAUCAAGGGCAUUAAUAAUAAGAUUGACAAAAAUCCGACGAAAAUUACGCUUAAUAUACGUGGGGUAAACAUACGACGACCACAAGGUAACCGACGCACCACUGUAAUUGUUAACAAUAUACCUGUCGAACUGCGAAGCGCAACGGAUGGCAACACUCGAUUCAACGCUGCUGGGAAGAUGAAUACAACAAAUGCGCAGAGUACAACCGAAAGCAUGACCGACGGGCAGUUGGAAGCACGUAUAGAUGACAUUGAACUUGAAACGCAAACGGAACUUAACGAACUACUAACAACCGAAAAAGUUGCCGAAUUCUUAAGAGAUCACCAAAAGAAUGCAGAAGAAACUGAAACCACGAUUAUUUCGAACCACAACAACUCUAUAGACGAUCCAUUACCAACUCUACUACUACCAAGCAUCUCUGACAAAAACGACAGCAUAGCAACUGACAAUGCACGACAAUCAAAGUUUGAACUGGAGGUACGAGCCGAAUCACUUGACACUAUUAACAAUACUGUUACGCCCUCAAUUAAAGACAUUCUCUCUGACGAAACUAUUCACGCAAAAGUACCAACUCUCCAUGAGGAAAAUGUAGAUGAACAUAUUGAUGACAGAGAUAGUGAGACUUCACAAUCCAAUAAAGAACUUACAUUCCUUGAGGAAACUUCGAGUAAUACCGAAGCAAAGACAAACGUAAAAGACGUUGAAAACAUACUGAGAGAACAUUUCAGUAAUGAAAGUGAAACCCAAUAUAAAAUGGUGAAAAAGGAGUUAGUAAUCGACAGAGACAUAGAAACAGACAUUGAACGUGCAGAUAAUAACUCACUUACUAAUUGGGAUGGCAGAACUGAAGCCCCACAGGCAUUUUUAUCAGACGGCGAGCAGAACUUAGCGACAGUUUUGACGAAUAACGUGUCUACCAAAGACAGCAAAAUGCAGACAACAGAAGUUCAGACGAACAAGGAGAAUGAAGACAGUACGUGGACAGAUACGGCAAACUUACCGCUUACAAAGUCAGCGCGUUCAACUACAAAAACAAACGACGUUACGCUAAGUGAAGGAGCCGACAACAAAAAAAACAAUUUUACAGAACACAAAAUUUUUGACAAUGAGCCCAAUACCGCUGACCUUAACCCAAUGAAACGACUACAAGAAACCGACGAACUUACAAGUUUAAGACGACGCAGACCUCAGCUGAAUCGAAAAUUGAUUGUAGUUAAAGUACCGAACCGGAAUAAUGAGACAAAAAUUAGAUAUCUUACAAAAACGACAAAAAGUGCGGGCUUCAGAAAAACGACUUUUGUAACGCCGCUUACGAAUUUGACCACACGACCCACUUCUCGACAAGUGGAACUCAGACAAUACCAAACGCAACCAACAUUUUACACACGACCCCAGAAAGUUGUAGUCAACGGACCGAAUUCAGAUCAAUACGAAAUCGAAAUAAACAUACGACAAACAAAUAAGCAAUCAUCUUCAGUACAACCCUUAACGACCGCGGCGAGUCCGUACAAACCAUUCCAUUAUGACAAAUUCUCACCCAGUUAUGUGGGCACAUAUUACUCGAGCACUAUAUCGCCACACGCCUUUUAUCCGAACACACCCACCGUAUCGGCUAAUGUCGUACAAACACGACGCACCAAGCCCCCGACCGUCAUUUAUAUUAAUGAACACGAAGACCGUUACACAACAACGACACGCGCACCGGGACUUUUUCAAAAUAUUCUAUCGUUCGCGACCAGCGGUUUUGGCAACAAUAACAGGCCACAGCAACCGAGUCCACACAGUACUACAGCACAAAAAGAGCAUGCGAAUUAUGGAGCUAGUGUCUCGAAUAUUUAUGAGAGUAACCAAAUUUCCGGACCGAACACGGAUGUAUCUUCCAUAUCACACUAUGUACCACGCCCAUCGAACCAGAAUGUGUUACCAGCCUUUCCUGCCGUUCCAUCGGCUGCUAGCCUGAGUCAGGUGGGCGGUGUAGCGAGCAGUGGCGUGGUACAGGCGACCAGUAGUGCAAUCAGCACUGGGAACUUUGGUGCCAUUAUCGGUGUGGCGCAAGCGAAUGGCGGAGAUAGUACUUUCAGUUUUAAUAUACGGCCAAAACCCAACGUAGUCGGACAGUCACAACUUCCUUUGCCGCCAAAUCAAAUCAAUGGAGGUAGUUACGGCCUAUUGCCGUCACGAAAUCCACCAUUUAACCAAGGGCCAAACACAGGGUUCUUAAGCUCGCAACAUUCAGUGGCUUCCCCAAGUGGGCAGACAUACUUUGGUAAUACGCACAAGGAAAGUACAAACAGUCCGUUUUCAAGCGCACAUAAAAGACCGCAACAAGGCACUUAUGACUACUAUAGUCACCAACAGAACUUACCCCUACAGCAGAAAACAAAUUUUGAACAUACUCUUACUAUCAAGGACUAUGACGAAAUCGCCAUAUCACGCACACUCGAACCAAUUCUGACUAACAACUCGACGGAUGACGAAAAUGACGUCGACGACAAUGACGAUGAUUAUUAUUAUAGGGAUGAUGAUGAUUUGAGUGAAAAAUUUGACCAAGACGGUUACAUGAGACCUGAACAUAUGAUACAAGCAGUGAUUAAAUCGAAAGAGAACGAAUUGCGGAACUUAACUGCUAACAAGAACUGUAGUACUAAAAUGUUGGACGACAAUUACGUGCUGCCCGUACUUAACACAACUAUAGACACGCUGAGCAAAGAAUAUUUACCUAAAUCGUUGGAACAAAAUAUAGGGACGACCAAUACUGAGGAAAGCACGACUACGACGACCGAAAGUGUGACCGACUUCCCUGAUGUUGUGGGUAAACACCUUAAUAACGAGAUAUUGGCCGAAGACUAUGACGAAGAGACGACCGAAACUUUAAUUGCUACAAAAACGACUGCAAUCCGGACGUUGACGAACGAGAGACAAAGUAUAAAGAAGACUGAAACUAAUACUGAAACUACGAAGGCGAAAUCAGUUCUUGCCGAACGUAUUGCUUUUGCGCCCAUUAAGAUAUUAACUAAGCUAGAAAGACCAGACAAUUGGAUAAUUUACGAUUCACCCAAAAAUUACCCUUCACUACCCGAGUUACCAGCUAUGAACGGAGAUUCGUCUGCACCCACAGAUGAAAUACCGAUGCCUAUAAGAGGUUUGGCUGGCAUUUGGCAGAAGAAGAUACAAACACAAAAGGGCAAGAAUAGAGAGCAAUUUGUACCUACUAAAGCGCCGAAGUACAUCGAGUCCACGUUACAAGCAGGAGCGGAAGUUUUUACAACCGUUUCACCAGCAAAUACUGUACUCGCCUAGAUUUAAGUACUGUUGUGGUUGAGAUUUUGUUAGAAGCCCAGAAUUAUGUAUACGAAUAUAAUAUAAUAUUUAUUUAUUUAUAAUUAGAUAAGCCUAUUAUUCUCACAUUAAUAUUGAUUUUGUUAAAAUAUUGACUAUUAUUGAAAAAAUUAAAGAACGUUUUCAAGUAAAAUAUGAAAAAUA
This is a messenger RNA of Bactrocera oleae (olive fruit fly), 5557 nucleotides long. RefSeq lists its product as uncharacterized. Lineage: Eukaryota; Metazoa; Arthropoda; Insecta; Diptera; Tephritidae. Gene Ontology annotation, molecular function: heme binding; peroxidase activity. The record is from RefSeq and is a predicted model, not a curated record. Gene Ontology annotation, biological process: response to oxidative stress.